AUGGGUGAUCAACAUUCUUCACGCAGCGAUCGCCAUAAGAGAAGUCGUAGUCGAUCGCCGCGUCCUCGAUCGGAAAGCACCCGUUCAACGUCGCAUCGACGGCACGAAAGCCCUGACAGCAAGGACAGACAUAAUCGGCGCUCGAGAUCACCAUCACAUCGUCGUUAUCAUAGCAACCGCCACCGAUCUCCUUCACCAUCUUCAGAAUCUUCUUCAGAAGACGAAAGCAGUUCAGCUUCAGAGUCAGAAGAUGAAAAGCGACGACGACGAAAGUCCAAGAAACAGCAUCGAAGCAAAAAGCAUAAGAAAAGCAAAAAACAUCGAAAGAGUCGGAGGAGUAGCGAUGAUGUUGGAAGCAGUGAUGAGGACGCUAAAAGAAGAAGCGCAAUCACUGGUAAAAAGAUCAAGCUUAAGGUCCACAAGUCUUCAGAUGACAAAGUGCGUGACGAAAACCGCUCAAACUUGUUGCACUUUCUGAACUCUGCGUUCUAA
This is a messenger RNA of Zychaea mexicana, 492 nucleotides long. RefSeq lists its product as uncharacterized. The record is from RefSeq and is a predicted model, not a curated record. Bases 1 to 492 code for a protein of 163 amino acids. NCBI's taxonomy places the organism in Eukaryota, Fungi, Mucoromycota, Mucoromycetes, Mucorales, Lichtheimiaceae. The transcript has 6 exons.